Molecule: messenger RNA, 351 nt
Organism: Vigna radiata var. radiata (mung bean)
Lineage: Eukaryota; Viridiplantae; Streptophyta; Magnoliopsida; Fabales; Fabaceae
Exons: 1
Coding region: 1-351 (116 amino acids)
Source: RefSeq, a predicted model, not a curated record
AUGAAUGUUGCGUAUGUAUCCAAAGUCGAGCCCAAGAAAGUUAAGAAAGCUUUGAAUGAUGAAAAUUGGGUGAUAGCUAUCCAAGAAGAGCUGAAUCAGUACAGACGGAAUAAUGUAUGGGAACUCACACCAAGAAGACCCGAGCUGCAAGUAAUAGGCACAAAAUGGGUAUUUCAAAACAAAAUGGAUGAUUCUGGUGAAAUAAUAAAGAACAAGGCAAAGCUAGUUGCAAAAGGCUACUCUCAGGAAGAGGGAAUCGACUAUGAUGAAACAUAUGCUCAUGUAGCCAGAUUGAAAGAAAUUAGGAUACUUCUUGUUAUUGCAUCUACUAUGAAAUUCAAAUUGUAUUAG